Molecule: messenger RNA, 1080 nt
Organism: Ceutorhynchus assimilis (cabbage seed weevil)
Lineage: Eukaryota; Metazoa; Arthropoda; Insecta; Coleoptera; Curculionidae
Source: the annotation of a GenBank genome assembly
AUGUUUCGUUUUAAUUCGUUAGUGUCGUGUGCGCGUAAUUUUUCGAAAAUAAACCGCAACAUUUUCGAUGUGAGUGAAGAAGUGAGUCAAGCUUUGAGUGAGUCCAAAGCCGUAGUGGCUUUGGAAUCCACCAUAAUAACUCACGGAAUGCCUUUUCCUAAGAAUAUCGAGUGCGGGUUGGAAGUUGAAGGAAUUGUCAGGGCACAGGGUGCAGUACCAGCCACAAUAGCCCUAAUAAACGGUACCAUCAAAGUAGGCCUAUCGAAACAAGACGUCGAGUACCUAGGAGACACAAAAUCGAGCAAACCAGUUAAAACUUCUCGAAGAGACUUUCCGUAUAUUUUAAGUCAGAAACUUAAUGGCGGUACUACAGUUUCUGGUACCAUAAUUGUGUGUCAGCAAGUUGGGAUUUCUAUAUUUGCUACUGGAGGUAUCGGAGGCGUUCAUAGAAAUGCCAGCGAAACUUUCGAUAUUUCGGCCGAUUUGACCGAAUUAGGCCGUUCCAAUGUGGCAGUAAUUUCAAGUGGAGUCAAAUCCAUUUUGGAUAUUGCAAAAACUUUGGAGUAUCUGGAAACUCAAGGCGUUUUCGUAGCGACUUUCGGAGAAAAUCGAGAUUUUCCGGCCUUUUAUUCGCGUUCCAGCGGAUGUCAGGCUCCGUAUCGCGUUGAAAACGCUUCAGAAGCUGCCAAAAUUGUCAAAUCGCAUCAGGAUUUGAAGCUUGAAUCAGGGCUUCUUUUUGCUGUCCCAGUGCCGGAACGCUACGCCCUCGACCCGGAAUCAAUCGACAAAAUAAUCUCGCAAGCUCUAGCGAAAGCCGAUAAAACAGGAAUCCGGGGCAAGGAAGUCACUCCGUUUCUUUUGUCCGAAAUCGCUACGAUGUCGGCCGGCAACUCUUUGGAAACCAAUAUCGCAUUGAUAAAAAACAAUGCAAAAGUAGCUGCAGAAAUCGCAGUUUGCUUAUCCAAAACUGAUAAAGCGGAGGACGAUGGUUCAUUAAAAACUUCUCCAGACAAAAAACCUGUCAUUAUUGGCGGCUCGAAUUUGGACUGCGUCGCUCAUUUGGACGCGGACGAAAUUAAG